This is a messenger RNA of Erinaceus europaeus (western European hedgehog), 5451 nucleotides long. It is a transcript of the gene CARMIL1, whose product is annotated as capping protein regulator and myosin 1 linker 1. The transcript is spliced from 38 exons. Gene Ontology annotation, biological process: cell migration; regulation of Arp2/3 complex-mediated actin nucleation. The record is from RefSeq and is a predicted model, not a curated record. NCBI's taxonomy places the organism in Eukaryota, Metazoa, Chordata, Mammalia, Eulipotyphla, Erinaceidae. The coding region runs from base 311 to 4555 and encodes 1414 amino acids. Gene Ontology annotation, cellular component: lamellipodium; plasma membrane. Gene Ontology annotation, molecular function: protein binding.
AGCCGGGAGACCGCGCCGUAGUCGCUGCGCGUCCGCCUGCUCGCUCGCCCUGAGUCUAGCCGGGAGCUGCGAGGAGGCGUCAUGUAACCGCAACAGCCAACCCACCUUGUAUUUUACAACUCUUUUUUUUUUUUCCUGGAGGGGCGGGGGGCGCGGUAACAUUGUAUCUCCGCCUCCUCCACUUUUUAGCCUACACCCCCUUUACCAGCUGCAUCUGCGUCUAAAAAAAUUAAGGGGAUUGGGGGAGGGCGGGGGGCGGUAAAUCAGAGUUGGACCUGCCAUUCCCCCCCACCGCGCCGAGAGGACAACCAUGACGGAGGAGAGCUCCGAGGUUCCCAGGGAGUUGAUCGAAAGCAUAAAGGAUGUUAUUGGCAGAAAGAUAAAAAUUUCAGUGAAGAAGAAAGUCAAGUUGGAAGUCAAAGGAGACAAAGUUGAAAACAAAGUGCUGGUACUCACAUCAUGCCGGGCCUUCCUUGUAACAGCACGAAUCCCCACCAAGUUGGAGUUAACUUUCAGCUACUUGGAGAUUCAUGGUAUCGUCUGCAACAAGCCAGCUCAGAUGGUUGUAGAAACUGAGAAGUGCAGCAUCUCCAUGAAGAUGGCCUCAUCUGGCGAUGUGAGCGAAGUGCUGGCUCACAUGGGCACCUGCCUGAGGAAGAUAUUUCCUGGUCUCUCUCCAAUGAGAAUCAUGAGGAAAGUCUCCAUGGAACCUUCUGAGCGACUGGCCAGUCUCCAGGCUCUGUGGGACAGCCAGACUGUGCCUGAGCAGGGUCCCUGUGGUGGAUUUUCUCAGAUGUAUGCCUGUGUUUGUGAUUGGCUUGGAUUUUCAUAUAGGGAAGAAGUACAAUGGGAUGUGGAUACAAUUUAUCUGACACAAGACACCCGGGAAUUGAAUUUACAAGACUUCAGUCAUCUUGAUCACAGGGACCUAAUACCUAUCAUUGCUGCCCUGGAAUAUAAUCAGUGGUUCACAAAGCUAUCUUCUAAGGAUUUAAAACUGUCAACUGAUGUCUGUGAACAGAUUUUGAGAGUGGUGAGUAGGUCUAAUCGACUAGAAGAAUUAGUGUUGGAAAAUGCUGGACUUAGAAUAGAUUUUGCACAAAAACUGGCCAGUGCUUUAGCACACAAUCCCAACUCAGGACUCCACACCAUUAAUCUUGCUGGCAACCCACUGGAGGACCGAGGUGUGUCCUCUUUAAGUACUCAAUUUGCCAAACUCCCAAAGGGAUUAAAGCAUUUAAAUUUAUCUAAAACCUCCUUGUCACCUAAAGGGGUGAAUAGCCUUUCUCAGUCACUCAGUGCCAACCCAUUGACUGCCAGCACCCUUACUCAUCUAGACCUCUCAGGAAAUGUCCUUCGAGGAGAUGACCUCUCGUAUAUGUACAACUUUUUGGCCCAGCCAAAUGCCAUUGCUCACUUGGAUUUAUCUAAUACAGAAUGUUCUCUGGAUAUGGUCUGUGGCGCUCUUCUCCGUGGAGGCCUUCAGUAUUUAGCUGUGCUCAAUCUCUCCAAAACUGUCUUUUCUCACAGGAAAGGAAAAGAAGUACCCCCAUCUUUCAAACAGUUUUUUAGUAGUUCGCUGGCUCUAAUGCAGAUCAACCUUUCAGGAACAAAAUUGGCUCCUGAGCCCUUAAAAGCACUGUUACUGGGCUUGGCUUGUAAUCAUAACUUAAAAGGAGUUUCUCUUGAUCUCAGCAACUGUGAGCUGAGAUCAGGAGGUGCUCAAGUAUUAGAAGGCUGCAUUGCUGAAAUCCACAACAUCACCAGCUUAGACAUCUCUGACAAUGGUUUAGAAUCUGAUCUAUCUACAUUAAUAGUGUGGCUCAGUAAAAACAGAUCAAUACAACACCUGGCGUUAGGCAAAAAUUUUAAUAAUAUGAAAUCCAAAAAUCUGACACCUGUGUUGGACAACUUGGUACAGAUGAUUCAAGAUGAAGAAUCACCUCUGCAGUCCUUGUCCUUAGCCGACUCAAAGCUCAAGGCCGAGGUCACCAUAAUCAUCAAUGCCCUGGGAAGCAACACUUCCUUGACUAAAGUGGACAUCAGCGGGAAUGGCAUGGGGGAUAUGGGAGCAAAGAUGUUGGCCAAAGCAUUGCAGAUCAACACCAAGCUCAGAACUGUAAUUUGGGACAAGAACAACAUUACUGCUCAAGGCUUUCAAGAUAUAGCUGUUGCUCUGGAAAAGAACUACACAUUGAGGUUUAUGCCAAUUCCUAUGUAUGAUGCAUCUCAAGCUCUGAAAACAAACCCUGAAAAAACAGAAGAGGCUCUGCAGAAGAUAGAAAACUAUCUGCUUCGAAAUCAUGAGACUAGAAAAUACCUCCAAGAGCAGGCCUAUCGUCUACAGCAAGGUAUUGUCACCAGCACCACACAGCAGAUGAUUGACAGAAUAUGUGUGAAAGUACAAGAUCAUCUCAACUCUUUACGGAACUGUGGAGGGGAGGCUGUUCAGGAAGAUUUAAAAUCAGCGGAAAGACUCAUGCGUGAUGCUAAGAACUCUAAAACAUUGUUACCGAAUUUAUACCAUGUUGGUGGUGCUUCUUGGGCAGGAGCCAGUGGCUUAUUAUCCAGCCCAAUUCAGGAGACACUGGAAUCAAUGGCUGGAGAAGUUACAAGAGUUGUAGAUGAACAACUAAAGGCUUUGCUUGAGUCCAUGGUUGAUGCUGCCGAGAAUCUUUGUCCCAAUGUGAUGAAAAAAGCCCACAUUCGACAAGACUUGAUUCAUGCCAGCACUGAAAAAAUAUCCAUCCCUCGUACUUUUGUUAAAAAUGUUCUGUUGGAGCAGUCUGGAAUUGAUAUCCUUAACAAAAUUAGUGAAGUGAAGUUGACAGUGGCCUCUUUCUUGUCUGAUCGAAUUGUGGAUGAAAUUCUGGAUGCACUCUCACACUGCCAUCACAAACUGGCUGAUCAUUUCAACAGACGUGGCAAGACCAUUCCUCAGCAGGACUCGUUAGAGAUUGAACUGGCUGAAGAGAAGCCAGUGAAACGUUCCCUUAUUACUGUGGAGGAGCUCACAGAGAUAGAACGUUUGGAAGAUCUGGAUACUUGUAUGAUGACUCCUAAAUCCAAAAGGAAGAGUAUCCAUAGCCGAAUGUUGCGGCCUGUUUCUAGGGCUUUUGAAAUGGAGUUUGAUCUGGAUAAAGCCUUGGAAGAGGUUCCAAUUCACAUUGAAGAUCCUCCUUUCCCUUCCAUCAGACAAGAGAAACGAAGCUCAGGAUUCAUCUCAGAAUUGCCCUCAGAGGAAGGGAGGAAGUUGGAACACUUUACUAAAUUAAGACCAAAACGGAAUAAGAAGCAGCAACCAACCCAGGCAGCGGUUCGUGCUAUCAGCGUUGUCUCCCAUGAUGGUGAACAGAAUGGUCUUAUGGGGAGAGUAGAUGAAGGUGUAGAUGAAUUUUUCACCAAGAAGGUGACCAAGAUGGAUUCCAAGAGAUCCUCAGCAAGAGGCUCAGAGUCCCAUGAGCUCAGUGAAGGAGGAGAUGAAAAGAAAAAGAGAGAUUCUCGGAAAAGUGGCUUUCUCAAUUUAAUCAAAUCUCGAUCCAAAGCUGAGCGACCGCCAACGAUUUUAAUGACAGAUGAGCCUUCCUCACCAAAAGGGCUUGUCAGAAGUCCAGCUGUGGACAUACCCAGGAAGGAAACAAAGCCUGCUGAGUACAAUGGCAGUUCUGAUCGAAUAGAAGAGAUAAAAACACCUGACUCUUUUGAAGAGAGCCAAGGGGAAGACAUGGGAAGGGUGGAGCGGAGUGACAGCAAGAGCAGCCCCCAGGGAGGGCGAAGGUAUGGGGUCCAGGUGAUGGGCAGUGGUUUGCUGGCUGAGAUGAAAGCCAAGCAAGAGAGGAGAGCCGCAUGUGUGCAGAAGGAUUCUCCAAACCUGGCCUUGGGAAGCAUGGAGCGUUUAGAUGGAAGUGGGGCAGUGCCUAAACUUCAUCCAGGGCUUCCGGAGAACCGCUUUGGCUUGGGGGCACCAGAGAAGAAUGUCAAAGCUGAACCCAAAAUGGAAGCAAGCUCCAGGUCUCGGAGCAAUUCUGGCACCCCAACCAGCCCUAAGCCACUCCUUCAGUCCCCCAAGCCCACCCUGGCAGCACGUCCCACCAUCCCACAGAAACCGAGAACCACCUCCCGUCCUGAUGACAUUCCUGACUCUCCAUCUGGCCCUAGUCCCCCUAAAGUUGCUCUUCUACCACCUGGUCUGAAAAAAAAUUCUUUGGACAAGGAGAAAGAUGGCCAGAGUAGUCCCCAGCCCAGUCCCAGGACAAUUUCCCAAGAAGUAGUGCAAAGAGGAGAUUAUUACAAAAGACAUUCAGAUCAUGACAGUGACAAGCCUUCCAGUAGAGGGAAAAGAUCUUCAAAACUGUACUCCACCAUUGCAGAAGAGGAAGUGAAUGCAAUUGGGCACAGGAAGUCACAGCCAACAAAUGUUUCAAGGAGAAGCUGGGGCCAGCAGGUCCAAGAGACUCCAGAACAAAAGCAAUGGUCCUCCAGUAAAGAUGGCCAACAAGGCAGCAAGUCUAGUGACUCCGGGGAAGAAGCAGAAAAAGAUUUUAUUUUUGUGUAAAAGUCACCCAUGGAUAAAUCCGUGUGGGGUGCUUUGUUAGCCCUGAGAGAGGAGCCAAGGGCACACUACUUCCUGGGAGCUCUGUUCUUGGUGCUGCUUUCCUCUCUUUAUUCGCUCUCUCUCUCUAAAGACAAAUAGAUCCAAUUCCAAUUUUUUUGGUGUUCAGAGUACAUUUGUUUGGUUUUCUCCCAGUCCUUGGUGUUUGAUUUCCAAGCAUUCUUCUUUAUGCCUUCAAUGAAUGCCAGCAAAUCAGCCCUACUUGAAUUUCUCUUAGGUAGCUACAGUUUGCCCUACGAGAUGAGUUUUUGGAGCUAAACAAAGUUAACUGGACACAUACAAGUAACAAGAUCCAGCUGAAUGUGGGAUAGAUACUGCUGCGAGUAUCUGAGUCAAACCUGCACUAGACUCUAUAGAGCAAUUUAUUCUUAAUGUAUGCAAUUGCACAUUGUAAUUAUAUUAACAGAGCACACUAAUAAAUAAUUUGUAUAGAUUAUAUAUAUCAAAUCUUGGGUAUGGUUUUUACAUUCUCCUAUGAGGAACUUCCUCCUUCCUGGUGUGGAAUUGUACAUUUAAACUUGAUCGGUGACCUUCACACAUUCUCAUCAGCAAGCACAGGGAAAUAAGAGAGAAAAAGAAGCUGAUUCUAUCACGUGCCCAGAUUAAUGUGUAUAGUUGAUUGGAAUGAGGUUUUAUGAAUAUUUUGUGUUUUUUGGAGGCCUUUAAUUUCUGUUUGCAUAUUAGCUUUUAAUGUAUGAUUUGAAGAGAGACUACUUUGACACCUGUAAAAAAAUUAAAAUAAUACUCUUUCUAAGACAUUUCACAAAUAUUCACUUACAGGCUGAAGGUAUUUUAUUCAUAUGUAUAUUUAUACCAAUAAAAUGAUUUUACAAGUGGAA